AUGUAUAGGCAAAUUCUGAUUGAUCCUGAAGAUAGAAAAUUUCAGUACAUUCUUUGGAGAAGUUCACCAUCUACCAAUAUUCGUACUUUCCAGCUCAACACAGUUACAUAUGGAACAGCUGCUGCACCGUACCUUGCCAUUCGUUGCCUAUUGUAUAUAGCGCAUCAAUAUGUGGAUCAAUUCAAGAUUGCAGCUGAAGUAAUCAAAUCUUCGUUUUAUGUUGAUGACUUAUUGCAUGGUGCAGAUUCUCUUUCUGAGUUACAUCAAAUAAGAUACGCAUUGGAAGAGCUUCUAAAACAGGGAGGUUUCGAAUUAGCUAAAUGGCACUCAAAUUAUCAAGCUUUUAGAGAUGACACUACUGUCAAAGAACUCAAUAUAGGUUCGGAUGUUAUUACCAGCACAUUGGGACUGAAAUGGGAUCAAGAUAAUGAUGUAUAUAUUCCUUCAUUUAAUGUUAAACUAAACUCUAUCAGUCGCAUCACAAAAAAAACUAUUUUAUCAAUUGCGUCGUCACUAUUCGACCCAUUAGGACUAUUAGCUCCAAUAACCAUAUCAACUAAAAUAUUAUUGCAAGAGCUAUGGCUGCUUAAAUUGGAUUGGGACGAAUCCAUUCCUCAAAAUUUACAUUCAGCAUGGGAAAGGCUUUGUCACGAUUUGUCAUCAUUGAACACCAUUACCAUUCCAAGGUACUGUCUAAAACCAAAACCAAAAACAAUUCAGCUCCAUGGGUUCUGCGAUGCAUCGAUUCGCGCAUAUGGUUGCAGCAUUUACAUUCACAUCACAGAUGAUUCCAACCUCAUAGAGUUUCAACUAUUCGUAGCCAAAUUUAGAGUAGCUCCGCUAAAAAAACAAUCGCUUCCAAAAUUAGAACUUUGUGGAGCACUGCUACUUGCAAGACUUUACAACAAAAUUAAAUCGCUCUUCGAAAAGUUUGAUACGGACGUCUAUCUAUGGUCUGAUUUCCAAAUCGUAUUACAUUGGCUCAAAAUGCAUUCGGCCACACUGUCUGCCUUCGUAGGCAAUAGAGUUUCUGAGAUUCAAGACCUCACCGCAGGUUCACAUUGGAGAUAUGUCCACACAAAUUGUAAUCCAGCAGACAUUGUGUCAAGAGGCAGCACUGUUAAGGAUCUCACUAAUUCUAUUUGGUUUAAAGGACCUUCAUUUCUUCGUCAAGAGAUGUAUAAGUGGCCUGCAAACAAGAACGACAACUUGGAUUUUGAAGAAGUCAAUAAGGAAAAACGAAAAGCAGCAUUCAAGGUAACUGUAUCAACCAAUUAUGUCAUAGAUAUUAUUGAUAAGUAUAGCUCACAUACAACGGCUGUUCGUGUACUGGCUUGGCUGUUUCGUUGGUAUCAUCAUUAUAAGAAGAAGUUCAACCGCAAUGUCUUUACAGAAGUCCUUACUCAUAAAAAAUUAGACCACGCCUUCCGAUGCAUCAUUUCAAAUAUACAUGCUCAGUACUUUGCUGAAGAUAUUUAUUUAUUGAAUCGAGGAUCUAUAACAAAAGGUUCAUUAAAAUAA
Teleopsis dalmanni is the source of this 1521-nucleotide messenger RNA. RefSeq lists its product as uncharacterized. The transcript has a single exon. Lineage: Eukaryota; Metazoa; Arthropoda; Insecta; Diptera; Diopsidae. The coding region runs from base 1 to 1521 and encodes 506 amino acids. The record is from RefSeq and is a predicted model, not a curated record.